Paramecium pentaurelia is the source of this 1084-nucleotide messenger RNA. The record is from the annotation of a GenBank genome assembly. NCBI's taxonomy places the organism in Eukaryota, Ciliophora, Oligohymenophorea, Peniculida, Parameciidae.
AUGAAUUAAGAUGAUCACAAUUCUAAUGAACAAAAACCUGAUAAAAAACUUCACUAUUAUGAUCAAGAUUGGCCAUAACAAUAACAAACCAUAUCACCAAGAUUCACUCCAUAGUAGUUUUAUCUCUAACCUCCUUAAAAUAUCUCUGCAUUCAAUCUCUUACCUGAACAAGAACUCAUAGAUAAAAAUAAGCCAAAAUAUCCAUUUAGAAAACUAUCUGCUGGAGAUGGUUUAGAAUAAUAGGAAGACGAUCAUAAUCGCCAUUUUAACAAUUAUCCACCAUAUUAUUUGUAAAUACCUUAACAAAUGAAAUAUCCUCAAAAUAACUAGUAUAUGCAUAAAUUUCCAUAACCAUAUCCUCCUCCUUGGUAUAGACCUCCAUAUCCACCAUUUUACUAUCCUCCUUAUGAUAUGUCCUAAUACUAAAAUACUUUAUCUAAAGAACUCUAAUCUAAAGUUAGUCAAUUAGUUUAAUAUUAAAAAGUCUCUCCUUUUUAAUGCAAUUGCAAAAAAAGUAAAUGUCUAAAACUAUAUUGUGAAUGUUUUACAAAUAAUUGGGUUUUAUUAAUCAAUAUUUUAGGUAUGUUCCUAAAGUUGUAAUUGUACUGAAUGCAAAAAUAGAAUUGAUAAUCCAAAUGAAAGAUCUAAAGCUAUAGAAGAAGCACUCCUUAGAAAUCCAGAAGCAUUUGCUCCCAUUUUAACAAAUAAUGGCUAAUAGCCACAAAUCAUUUAAGGUAUAAAAUUUGUUUAAAUAUUGAAAGAAUAAAAGUCUUAGAAAGACAUACAGAAAGAAACAAAAAAGGGUUGCAAUUGUAAAAAAUCAGAAUGUAAGAAAAAAUACUGUGAAUGUUAUAGCAUCAAUUAAAAAUGCACUGAUUUGUGUAAAUGUGAAAAUUGUCUAAAUAAGGAGGAAUAACAAAAAUAACCAGAGAAAAUAGAAAAUUGUGUAUCCAUAGAAAUUAUUUAGUAUUAAUAAUAAUAAGAAGAAUAAAACAUGUAAAAAAAAUAAGAUAAUAAAUCAAAAAAAAUUAAAAAGGAAAUAAUAUAAAAUAAUAAAAAUAAUAAGAAAAAUAAAAAAAAUUGA